CGGCGCGGUCUCCGCCCAGAGGGGCCUGCGGAGGCUCUGCUCCGGCGGCCGUCCCCCUGGGUGACCCGUCUCUCUCCGCGUCCCUCCCGGGGCCGUCCCACCAGGCGCCUCCGGCCUUUGGACGCACGCCGUCCGGGAGGAGACCAUGCACCCCUCGGGCACGCCCCUCCAGAAGCCGUUAUCUAAGACAAUCUAGUUUUCCUUUGUAAAUCUCUCAAGACACUUAUGAAGUUUCUUGUUCUGAAAUUGCUGUACUGCAAUGAAGAAAAGGAGAAAGGUUACUUCACAUCUUGAGAAGAUCCAUCUAGGCUAUCAUAAAGAUUCUUCAGAUGGAAAUGUGGCAGCGGAGUGUGAGCAAAUAACCUGUACUCAUUCCACAGAAAGACCAGCUCCUGACGCUCUUCGCUGUUAUCAGGAACUUCCUCCCUCUCCGGAUCAGAGAACACUUUUGAGUUCUUUGCAGUACAAUAAGAAUUUGCUGAAGUAUUUAAAUGACGAUAGGCAGAAGCAGCCGUCUUUCUGUGACUUGCUUAUCAUAGUAGAAGGAAAAGAAUUUAGUGCCCAUAAAGUUGUUGUUGCUGUUGGCAGUAGUUAUUUUCAUGCGUGUUUGAGCAAAAAUCCAAGCGCUGAUGUUGUCACCCUGGAUCAUGUAACACACUCAGUUUUUCAGCAUUUGCUUGAAUUUCUUUACACAUCAGAAUUUUUUGUGUACAAAUAUGAAAUCCCUCUUGUUUUAGAGGCUGCAAAAUUUCUGGAUAUUAUAGAUGCAGUUAAGCUGCUGAAUAAUGAAAAUGUUGCCACUUUUCAGUCUGAGCUAACUGAAAAGUCAUCACCGGAAGAAACACUCAGUGAAUUAACUGGAAGACUAUCAAAUAAUCAUCAGUGUAAAUUCUGUAGUAGACAUUUUUGUUACAAGAAGUCUUUAGAGAAUCAUUUGGCGAAAACCCAUAGGUCCCUUUUAUUAGGGAAAAAACAUGGGUUAAAAAUGCUGGAAAGAGGUUUUUCUGCAAGAAGACCAAAACGGAAUCGGAAGUGCCCUGUUAAGUUUGACGACACCAGUGAUGAUGAACAGGAAAGUGGUGAUGGGUCCGACAAUUUGAAUCAAGACCAUUUUGAUAAGGAAAAGUCAGAUAGAAAUGAUUCUGAGGAUCCUGGAAGUGAAUAUAAUGCUGAAGAAGAUGAGCUAGAAGAGGAGAUGUCAGAUGAAUACUCUGACAUUGAAGAACAGAGUGAAAAAGAUCAGAAUGAUGCCGAAGAGGAGCCUGAAGCUGGUGAUUCUGUAGGGAGCAUUCAUGAGGGGUUAACCCCUGUAGUCAUUCAGAACAGUAACAAAAAAAUUUUGCAGUGCCCCAAAUGUGAUAAGACAUUUGACCGCAUAGGGAAAUAUGAGAGCCACACGCGUGUCCACACAGGUGAGAAGCCCUUUGAGUGUGAUAUUUGUCACCAGCGCUAUUCGACAAAGUCUAACCUAACUGUUCACAGAAAGAAGCACAGUAAUGAAACAGAAUUUCAUAAGAAGGAGCACAAGUGCCCUUAUUGUAAUAAACUUCAUGCAAGCAAGAAGACUUUAGCCAAGCAUGUUAAGAGAUUUCAUCCAGAAAAUGCACAAGAAUUUAUUUCCAUUAAGAAGACUAAGAGUGAAAGUUGGAAAUGUGAUAUUUGUAAGAAAUCUUUCACUCGAAGACCGCACUUGGAGGAACACAUGAUUCUGCAUUCUCAAGAUAAACCUUUUAAGUGUACCUAUUGUGAAGAGCAUUUCAAAUCACGAUUUGCACGAUUAAAGCAUCAGGAAAAGUUCCAUCUGGGUAAGCAGAUUUCUCUUUCCAGGAGCAUCCUAGCAACCGUCGACAUCGGGCUGGAGGAGGCGGCUGCUGUGGACUCCCUGGGAGGAAGCCACAUAACUCAGGAAGGUCCUUUUCCAUGUGAUAUAUGUGGUCGCCAGUUUAAUGACACUGGAAAUUUGAAACGCCAUAUAGAAUGUACCCAUGGUGGAAAGAGAAAAUGGACUUGCUUUAUCUGCGGAAAAUCAGUACGAGAAAGAACUACUUUGAAAGAACAUUUGAGAAUCCACAGUGGAGAAAAGCCUCAUCUUUGUAGUAUUUGUGGGCAAAGUUUUCGUCAUGGAAGCUCAUACAGACUUCACUUACGAGUACAUCAUGACGAUAAAAGAUAUGAGUGUGACGAAUGCGGGAAAACGUUCAUUCGCCACGAUCACCUUACAAAGCACAAGAAAAUACAUUCAGGUGAGAAGGCCCAUCAAUGUGAAGAAUGUGGCAAGUGCUUUGGCCGUAGGGACCACCUCACUGUUCAUUACAAGAGCGUGCACCUUGGGGAGAAGGUGUGGCAAAAAUAUAAAGCAACCUUUCAUCAAUGUGAUGUUUGUAAGAAAAUUUUUAAAGGCAAAUCAAGUCUGGAAAUGCAUUUUCGGACGCAUUCAGGUGAAAAACCAUACAAGUGUCAGAUUUGCAACCAAUCUUUCCGAAUCAAGAAAACUUUAACAAAACACCUGGUGAUUCAUUCCGACGCGCGGCCUUUCAACUGUCCACACUGCAAUGCCACGUUUAAGCGGAAAGACAAGCUGAAGUACCACAUCGACCACGUUCAUGGCAUAAAGUCUCCUGACGAUCCUCUCAGCGCUUCUGAGGAAAAACUCGUAUCCUUGCCGGUGGAGUACUCAUCCGAUGAUAAAAUUUUUCAAACCGAAACAAAGCAGUACAUGGACCCGCCCAAAGCUUACCAGUCAGAAGCCAAGACCAUGUUCCAGAACGUGUCGGCGGAGGUUUGUGUCCCAGUGACCCUGGUGCCCGUGCAGAGGCCCGACUCGCAGAGCGACCUGGUGCGCCACACCACCACCCUCCCGCCCCCUGCCCACGAGAUCUUGUCGCCGCAGCCACCCUCCGCCGAUUACCCGCGAGCAGCCGACUUGGCGUUUCUGGAGAAAUACACUCUUACUCCGCAGCCCGCAAACAUAGUUCAUCCAGUGCGCCCCGAACAAAUGCUGGAUCCUAGAGAACAGUCUUAUCUCGGAACGUUAUUGGGCCUGGAUAACGCCACUGCUGUACAAAAUAUUUCUAACAGCGAGCAUCACUCAUGAGUAAAUCGAAACAUUCCACAGACCGUGUCGAGGGCUGCGCAGCAAGGGUAGCCUAGAGCUGGCGGCUUUCGAAUCAGUGGGGCUGCUAUUUUUUCAUUUUCUCUGGUUUCUCAAGUCCUCAGAACCAUGUCAAAUCAAGAAAAAUAUGUAUCUCUGUUUACCGAACAUGAAUAUUUGGAUGCAUUUUGAGGUAUAUUAUUUGAAAUGGACAUUUUUGUGAUUUUUAAAGAUUACUUAGUGCUAAUUUUUAAUGAGUUCGCUAACUUCCCAAAACUAUUAGCUGUUGACCUUAUGAGGGUAUUUGUUUUUAAACCGUCAGUGGAAAUUUUUAUUCAUCUUUGGUCUCAUUCCUCUUUUUUCCCUUCCCUGUUUUCCAAACAAAUGUUAAGGACCAUGUAGCCUUUAAGAAAGAAUAUAAGAGUAUACUGAUAAUCGCAACUGUUCUUUAUUCUACGAUGCAUUGUUAUUUUUUUUCCAGAUUUUUAAAAAUUUUAAAUUUCCAUAAAUUUAGGAAAUGGCAUUUAUGAGAAAGAUUUGGAUAGUUCUGUGUUCUGUUUUAAUUUGCUUAUAAUUUUGGCCUUUGUUUUUUUUGACAAACUCAAAGCCAAGAAAGCUAACCAACGAAAGAUUAGAAAUGAAAUGUAGAAUUGAGAUAAUGAUCCAAAUGUCUGGUUUUUGCCUAGGCUUCAAUUAUGAUGAAUAGGAAAUGCAAAUAUAGGUCUAGGCAUUAAUUGUACAUGUUGAAAACGUGUUCAAAGCAAGAUAUGACGGUUUUAACUAGAUAAUCUUUCAAGGUAAGUUCACCUUUUGUAUUCUGCCAUUUAUUUCAGAAACAUCAACAAUAUAUCCCAGCAUAUAUCUUCAUUUUACUAUGGAAGGGGCAGUUAUAACUAAAUGAAAAUUAACACGCUACUUUUGGUCUUAUUUCUCUUGGCUAACUGAAACUCUGGGAGUUAGAACCUAGAGAUUUCAUAUAUCAUUGUUAGAAAAAGUGCCAAAUUAGAAAAUUCAUGUCUAAUUAAACUUAAUGUUUACUUUAAUUAAAGGGAACCACUACUUGUAUACAGAUUUACAUGUAAUACGUAAUGUAGUCCUUUAUUUUUGCUUUAUUCAUAAGCCUCAAGUCUGUAAUUAUCCUUGAUCUUUAUUUUUAUAUGAGACAAAAGUUGAGGACUUGGUGAAGGGAAAUAGCAGUUAGAGCAAAACCUCACUGAUUAAAAUUAAAUGAGAAAAAAGUCAGUCACAAUUGUAAAAUACCUUUAAAGAUGUGCACUUUCCAUAUCUUCAAGUCAAUUGAAACUUAAAACUAGGAGAAUGUUUCCUAGUAGAGCUGCUUGAAGGAUUAGAGAAUAGGCAGGGUUGAUUUAUUACUAGCAUGUCAUUUGUAUGUAAACUACUGGAAAAUAGCAGUUUUAAGAGUUUUCUAUUUCAGUUUUGUUUACACUCCUAAUUGCUUUAAGCACUUUUUUGUGUGUAAAGUCUGGCCCAGCCCUUGUGAAAAAAAAAAAAAAUCACAAAUAAAAUAAUGAAGUUUUAGUGAAUAAAAUUUAACCACUUAAUAAUGUGGAAACUUGUUUGCUGAAGCACUUAAGAAAUGAAGGUACUUUACAGGAAUAUUCACCACACUGGUGGAAGUGAAACAAAAGAAAAAAAUUGUUGAGAAUUAGGGCAGUUAACCAAAGGAGCUCAUAUAAAUAAUAAAACCAACCUGAAUUUUGCCUCAUUUAUCUAAGUUUGGUUGUAAUUAUCCUAGGACUAGUGGAUAUAAUUAAUGUAUUAAUUCUUUUUAAAGCAUUCUUACUUGUGUGUGGAAAUGUUAUGUCUGGGGUACUUACAUGAUAGAACUUGACUAUAUGAGGUACUGUUAGUCUUUCAAAUUGACUUUAAAAAUGUAUAUCUUUAUGAUUUUUAUCAUAAAGACCUACAAGACUUGUAACUAAAAAACUUAGUAUGAUGAAAAGAAAUCAUAUUUAAAAAUGUACCCUGCCUUGCAUAUAAACCAAUGUAGAAGUUUGGACUUAUAAAAAGGCAAAUGGUAUAUAUGUGUAUGUGUGUGGUAUAUUAUAUAUUUGGUAGCAGAAAAAGAAAGUGUUGCAUUUUCACAUUCAGAAGAAUACUUUGCUUUUUGAAGGUAUUGACUUUAGGGUUCUUUUAAUAAUAAUCUCCUAAUGCUUUAAAUAGAUGAUUUGAUUGUAGGAGUUGGUUUACAGUAUAGAACUUUUCUGAUAUACAUCUCUUUUAUAAAGUGAAACAUGAUUAUAUUUAGUUUUUACCGUAGAGAACUUAAACUUGAAUAGUAGUUUACUGUUUUAUAAAAUGCUUUCCCAGUUAUCUCAUUUAAACCUCAUAACCAGCUCUGAAAGGACAUGCCAUAUUCCCAUGUUAGAGAUAAAGAAUCCGAGGUUAAGCCCACAUCAUUAGUAAGUGGCAGAGCUACUAAUAGGGGGGGAAAAUGGAUUAAGCAUUAAUGAAUGCUUACCAUGUGCUGGGCACUGCAUUUUCUCAUGUAAUCUUAAAUAGUCUGGGAGGUAGGUAGUAUAAUUCUUAUGAAGAAAUAGUCUCAGUGAGUGAACAAACAGACAAAUCCGCUGCCUCUAAUCUCCAAAUUAGAAUAUAAGAAAUUUUACAAUUGCGAAAACCUCAUGGAUUUGGGCAAACUGAAUGUAUAUGUUUUUGAAGUUGGCACAAAAAUGUAUGAAAUGAGGCCUGCUUUUUUCAGUUAACUUUUUGUCAUAUUUGAUUUGGAGUAUUUUGGACAAAUGUUCCAUUAACUCUAAAAUCCAUUAAUUCUGUAACUAUACUUAAAUUUUUGAAUCUUGCAACUAAGUUUAGCCUCACUCAGAAUUUUUUAUUUUGUGAGCAUAAUUUAUUGUUUUAAAUUAAUUUUGUAGCUGAUAGCAGUUAGCACUUAAUAUGUACAUUGAAUAAUUUAUCAAAUGUAGAAAUUUGUUAACCUAAUCAGUUUUUACUUAAAUGCACCAAAGAUUUUUAGUAGGUAUUAAAAUAGUUUAAAAGAAUUUAAAUUCUUUGUUGUUUGAAUAAAUAUUUGUCCAAAGAAGCACAUUUGAAGUCCUAGGAUUAUGGGUUUUUUAAAAAAAAAAUUGUUAGUUUGGAUACUAAGGUUAAGUAUUAAGUGUUUGUGUUUAUAUGUAUAAAAAUAAGAACAGAAGAAAAUACUCUGGGAAUAGUCGUACUGACAAACCAGUUACUCAGUUUUCCUCAGUUUAAUUAAUUGAAUGUUAUAUUUUAAGUGGACACUAUUAAAUGCUAAAUAAUAAGCUUAUUUUUUACACUACACUAUUAAAAUAAUUUUGCCUUAGAAUUUUUUUUAAGACAAGUUGAAGAUUUUUUUAUGAGAAACCCCACCUAUUUCUUGCAGCCUAAAAUACCACUUAGGAUUAGAGUUUGUUCUUCAUGCCAGCAGGAUUUCACCAACAACUGUAAAGGCAGUGAUCUUUGAAUACCUUUAGGUAAUUUAGUCAUUCAUUGCUGGGAGAAGAGUAGCAAAAAUAGGGUUUUAAACUGGUGCUUUAUUAAGUGACUCCUUUAAAGUGAUGGUAGGUCAUGAAGUAGGUACACUAAUAAUUUUCCAUCAACUUAAAAGUGUCAAAACAUCUUUGCAGAGUAACUGUAAGCUGUAAGUUAAGGGCUAAUACGUAUUUCAGUGUCAUUCCUCGCUUUUUCACUCUAUAAUUACAAACAAAUUAAGAACACCAUUAACUCGUCUGUACAUAAGUUUGCAUUCUCUUCCAAGCAGAUCACUCUGCUGUCUCAUUGGUGGAAGGUCAGACAUGGAGCAUCAGCCUUGACAGUGACAGUGUCCUUUUGUAUGUGCCCAUCUUCUCUGGGUUGAAGGCUUCGUGUCUUUUCAAUGCACAGUAGUUGCUUGGAGUUGGCUCUGCUGGCUAGAUUGUGCUGGUUAAUAAAUAAUUGUGGUUGUUUUGUUGUUGGUAUGUAUUUGUCUUAUGUUUGUGUUGCCUGCUGGUCAGGCAACACUUCUUUUAGGUUGCUUUAUGUUUUUGUAGGAAAACUGGCACCAACUACUAGUGUGAAUUUUUUUUUUUUUAAUCUCUACUAUUGUGGCCUUUCUGGUUACUGUGAAGCCACUCCUGGGCCUGUCUCCAGAUGCUCGUCAGAGGCAUCUGACAAGUAAAAUAAAAAGAGGAGUGUGUCUGCCUCUCUGUCUCCUUCUCCUGUCCUCUCCACCUUUUCUUGUUAAUAAUCAGUUGCCCAACCACCCAGCUCUACACUGAACAGCUUCUUUUUGCAGUUUGCCUAAAAGUGAACCAGAGGUGAUGGUGUGAGAUGAGUCUCUCGUUAGGAGCAGCAAACAACCCAAGCAACUUGAGACAACUUGAGUUGAUGGAACCCAGGAAGAAUUAGGGCUUUUAUAGUCGUAUUUGGAUUAUUCUGAGAUUCAGUGCCAAAUCUGAAAUGACUCAAAUGUAUUUUUUAAUGAAGAACAAGUAGCAUUUCUAAAACAUUGAAUAGUGUUAUAGUAAAUGUUACUUACUAUUAGAUCGAGUGAUGGAUAAUGUGAGAAUAGUUUUCUUAUAAUUUCUAGGAACCACAGACAGUUCCCUUUAGAUCCUCCCCUUGCUUUUGCACGUUCCUCUCCUGGUAACGUCUCUAGUGGGUUUGGGAGAGUAUUGUUCCCUCAUUUCUUCUCAGCUUCUUUCUGCUUCAAGGUACUUUUGUCCUGGAAUUGUUGCAUGCUUUCUGCUCUUCCUUUCUGGAAUUGGCUUUAAUGAGGUAGAAGGAACAGCGCUGGGUCUCUUGGAGGAUGAGCAGAAGGUCUGGUAGGGAGAGCACCUGCGCUACAUUUACUCUUCAUGUUCCAACUUGCUGUGCCCUGAUCCUGAGUCUAGGACUAUUGCAAAAUCCCAAACAAUUUAAAUUUAGCCUCUGCAGCCAUUUAUAUAAAGAGAAAAUAAGAAUUAUAUCCAGAAAAUAGAGGUCAUCAAAGAUGAGUAUACUUCCUUUGUUCUGCUUUUUUCCAAAUUCUUAGGUUCAAGAAGUAAUUUUGGUGCUUGCAUUGCUUUGGGAGAUUCUAAACAUUUCUUGAAUGGAGAGCAUGUAGGCGUCUCGGUAUUUCACCUCUUUGCUUGGUAUUCCUGCUUGCGUUACAUACAGUUGGACAGUGAACUGUGGUGUAAAGACAAAAUUUUUAUUCCUCAACAAUCAAGACUUUUCUUAUCUGUGGAUAAGAAAUUACAGCUGUAUCACAUUUGAUGAGUGCAGCUGCCAGAAAGUGAGCAGAGGUGGGCGUUUGGCUGCUCCGUGUUCUGUAGGAAACAUUCUGGUUACGGGAUUUAUGCUGUACAUUAAAAUGGAAAUGCCUUUGAACUUAGUUUUCAGUCUCCAAUCUUAAGUUUUUGUUUUUAAUCAUUAAGGACUCUUUCAAAAACAAUUACAAAGAAAAAUCUAAACUAUCAAGAUUCAUUAUUUUGUCAACUGUGUGUAAAGUAUCUUGUGAGUUUUAUAGAUCUUUUGACUGUCUCGUGUUUUCUCAGUACCAACGUCUUUAUGGAAAAAUUCAGUUCUCUGUGAAGACUAGGAAAUGUGUUGUAUAUUGAAUUAGUUCCUUGUGUUGUUUUGAUAUUUAAAAUAAAUAUAAAGUUCUUUGGUCCUAAUAAAGUAUA
Messenger RNA from Phacochoerus africanus (Common warthog), 8736 nucleotides. It is a transcript of the gene ZBTB41, whose product is annotated as zinc finger and BTB domain containing 41. The transcript is spliced from 11 exons. The coding region runs from base 260 to 3094 and encodes 944 amino acids. Gene Ontology annotation, cellular component: nucleus. Gene Ontology annotation, molecular function: protein binding. The record is from RefSeq and is a predicted model, not a curated record. Lineage: Eukaryota; Metazoa; Chordata; Mammalia; Artiodactyla; Suidae.